AUGGAAGAACAUGAAAACAUCAUUAAACAAACAGACCGAGGAUCGAUCAACACCGUACUUCACCUGGCUGCAAGAUUCGGGCACGAGGAAUUGGCGUCGGAGAUCAUAAAAUCGUGUCCAGAGAUGGUUUCCUCGGAAAAUGUAGACCUGGAAACGCCAUUGCACGAAGCAUGCAGAGAAGGGCAUUUGGGGAUGAUCAAACUUCUUAUGGAAAGGGAUAAGUCGAUUGUUUAUAAACUGAAUUCUCGUGAACAAAGCCCGUUUUUCGCAGCUUGUGAGAGGGGGAAUAUUAAUGCAGUGAAGCAUCUGAUGAAUUUUCCUCGACUGUUUUCGCUGGAGGUGAAUAUGUCCACCAGUUCAAUUCAUGCUGCUGCUUCUUCCGGGCAUACGGAAAUAGUGAAGGAAAUAUUGAGAAUCCAACCAGACUUUGCUUUUAAAAAGGACCUUGAUGGGCACACACCGCUCCAUGUAGCGUGCAGCGAAGGCCAUUUAGAUGUAACAAGAGAAAUUCUAAAGCUGAAUUCAGAACUCUCCUCUGUACAAGAUAGAGAAGGCAAAACACCCCUCCAUUAUGCUUCUGUUGGGCAUACGGAAAUAGUGAAGGAAAUAUUGAGAGCCCGACCAUACUCUGCUUUGGGAAAGGACUUUCAUGGGUGCACACCGCUCCAUGUAGCGUGCAGCAAUGGCCAUUUAGAUAUAACAAGAGAAAUUCUAAAGUUGGAUUCAAAGCUCAAUUCAAAUCUCUCCUCUGUACAAGAUAGUGAAGGCAACACACCCCUCCAUUAUGCAGUAGUUGAAGGCAGAAUAAACAUAAUUGAUGAAAUACUUUCUGCAAAUUUUGGACCUGCUGUGAUUACUACAUUAAAGGAGGAAACAAUUCUGCAUUUGGCUGUCAAAAAUAAUAAAAUUGAAGUGGUUAAGCACUUAAUGGAGAAGUUUGACAUGUCAAAACUUCUUAACUUGCAUGAUAGUGAUGGGAACACUGUUCUGCACUUGGCUACUGCAGGACCUCUCAGUGAGGAAAGAUUUCUAGCUCUUUGA
Molecule: messenger RNA, 1041 nt
Organism: Olea europaea var. sylvestris
Lineage: Eukaryota; Viridiplantae; Streptophyta; Magnoliopsida; Lamiales; Oleaceae
Product: ankyrin-1-like
Exons: 3
Coding region: 1-1041 (346 amino acids)
Molecular function (GO): protein binding
Source: RefSeq, a predicted model, not a curated record